AUGAGAUUCAUAGUGAUUGCAAUUCUUGUGAUGAUUGCAACAUCACAGGAAUUUGUAUAAUUUUAUUCUGCAUUUGAAAAUGCUGAUGUAAGUUAAUUGGAUGGAUGGACAAUACAAGGAUCAUUGUCAAAAUCAUAGGGUGAUAAUUUUUUUAGUUGUUCAUCUUCUGCAGUAUUUGGAGGACCUAAAGCAUUUGGUAAAGGAGCAAUAAUAACUAAAUAAUUUUAAUUGCCUCCUCAUUUUUAGAUAAAAAUAUCAGUUGAAGUGUGGAAGUAUAAUAAUUUAACAAUUCUAGAUUUGAUGCAUGGGAUACUUAGAGAUAAUUCUUUUAUUUAGAUAAUUACCUUUGGGAAACAAUGUGGACAGGAAGUGAUGGAACAAAGAGAUGUGCAACUCCUGCAGGUGGAAAUGUAAAUUCAUUCUAAGUUGAUUAAACAAUAACUCAUAAUCAUGCAGCAUUAUUUAUUGCAUUUACAUCUUCAGCUGAUAAAGUAGCGGAUAAAGUAUUAUAUUUUAAUAAUAAUUUAGAUGUCUUGGGGUAUAAGAAACUUAAAAUUAUUUUAUUUACCAUGUCCAACAGAAUGUGGUACAUGUCUUGGACCAGAUGCUAUAGUAUGUUAAAUGUGGGUUCCAGUCUCAUCAAGCUGGAUUAAGACUUUGGAUGCAGAUGGAUGGUAAGCAAAAGGAUCUUAAAAUACUAUUAAAACAAGUACUUGUGCGGGUAUUCCAAUUAUUGGUGGACCUGGUAAUUUUGGUAAUAAUGUAUCUAUUUAAAAAAUAUUUGAUAAACUUGUACCACAUUAUAGAAUGAAAGUUAUAGCAUAAUUUUGGAAGAUUGAUAAUUGGGAUAAUGAUAAUGCUGUUUUACUUAUUGAUAAUUAAGAAAAAUGGAAAUAAAAUGUAGCAUAAGUAGAAGAUAAAGAAUAUUUUAUUUGUGAUAAGAUUAGUCCAGGAGGUGUUGAUGGAACAGAAAAGGUUAUUAAUAUAAACUUUGAAACUCCUCAUAAUUAUGGUGCUGCACUUGUUAAAUGGACUGCAACUGUUAAAAAAUCAUCAAAAUAAGCAUCUUGGGGUAUUAGAUAAUUCCAACUUUAUGUUGCUUAAUGUGCAAGUAAUUGUGCAACAUGUACUGGUCCAAGUGUAGAAGAUUGUACAGCUUGUGUAUCACCUUAUGUAUUAUUGGAUCCAGAAGAUGGUAAUGGAUCAGGUUGUGUAUUAAAAGGAGAUUGGGUUGAAUUUACAUCAGAAUUUUAAGGUUCAAGUUGGACAGCUAAUGAAGAUUGGAAAGUAAGUGAUGGUAAAAAUGGACCAGAUUUUACAACAACAUGUGGUGAUUUUAAAUUCUUUGGUGGAUAUGAAAAAACAGGAAAAGAUGCAAAAAUUACUAGAAAAUUUAAUUUACCAGCUCAUAAAAGAAUUAGAAUAGCUUUUGAAGCUUGGAAAAUUGAUAAUUGGAAUGGAGAAGAUUAUGUUGUUAAAGUUGAUGGAUUAAAUGUAUGGUCAAGAACAUUUGGAUUUGGAGAUCCAGGUCUUGCUGAUAUUUGUGGUGGCGAUGGAUUUGAAAAUUAUGCUAUUGUUGAUUUUAUUAUUGGACAUGAAGCAUCUACAUUAGAAUUGGUUAUAUCAACUACUAUUGGAAAAGAUAAUAAUAAUGCUUCAUUUGCUCUUAAAGGAUUUAAACUUUAUUUUGAAAAACCAGAUGCUUGCGCUACACUCUAUACUGAAUGCAAUUUCACAGGUAAUAGUAUCAUAUUCUAUAAGUCAAUUAGGAAAAUCAUUUAAUAUGUGUGAAGAUUUGCCCAAUUUCUAAUUAGCCAAAUAUCCAAGCAAAAUUAAAUCUAUUCAAGUACCUGCUGGAGCCAAAGUUGUUCUUUUUGAUGAAAUGGAUUAUAAUGGUAUACAAUAUAUAUAUAUCCUUAGGAAAAACAAUUGAAUAUACUGAGAAUCAAAAAUGUAUACAAGAAUAUGAAUUCAAAUUCCUUUAGAAAAACUAAUAAAGCUAUGUCUUAACAGCAAACAAUUGAUGAGAUGAAACAAAAAUAUCAAAAUUGUAUUUCAUUAUUUGCCU
Paramecium sonneborni is the source of this 2068-nucleotide messenger RNA. NCBI's taxonomy places the organism in Eukaryota, Ciliophora, Oligohymenophorea, Peniculida, Parameciidae. The record is from the annotation of a GenBank genome assembly.